Marchantia polymorpha subsp. ruderalis is the source of this 2619-nucleotide messenger RNA. NCBI's taxonomy places the organism in Eukaryota, Viridiplantae, Streptophyta, Marchantiopsida, Marchantiales, Marchantiaceae. The record is from the annotation of a GenBank genome assembly.
ACAAGGACCUAUUGACAGCCAAGGCUAAAGAUCAAAUGGACGAAUUUUGUUUUGGUUCAGAGAGACAGAGACAGAGGCGCGUGCGGAGGCUAGAAUCUCGUGGGAUUUGUUCACGUACAAACCUUGGACAUAGUUUGUUCACGUAAAGUGUUCACCUUCUUGACAUGCAAGCGCAGCUAACAUCGCUCGACCUUCUAACUCAAAACAAGUUUGAGCAUUCGCAGAAAUUUCAGCAAAGCACUGAAGUAGCCUGCACCUGAUUGGGAAGGAAGAAGCUGAGAGCAUCGAGAAGUUUAAGAAACUUCUCGACGUUCAAGAGUUUCGAGUUCAAGAACUUCAUCUGAACCCUCUGACGGUGAUCCUCCCUUGAGAGCGUACACGAAGCAAACAAUUCUUAUGGUGAUUACUUGCAGAUAGUAUGUCAGUUCGGCUGGAGAAAUUGUGUGGUCGACACGAAAGAGAGAUCAUGGUGGCAGUGUGUGGUCAAUGACAGGAAUCCACCAGGGGGGGGAUGGGAACUUCAGAAGUACGCGCAUAAUUGCUGAUGCGGUUGGUGGUUUGUGAGUUGCAUCGCUGUGCUAUGGCCAUGAUUGUGGUCAAGCGGUCAUGUACUCCGCCAGGAUCUCCUCACAUUUCUGAACGGCCGAUUCCUACCCGAACGAGCACGUCACGGAGGAAGCUGUUUGGCCGAAGCAUCGUUUCUGCAGUGAAGGAGGAAAAUCGGUGGCGUAGUUUAGGUGUUUCAACUGUGGAGUUGAAUUUGCCUCUCACGGUAGUCACAGGCCAGACCUUUCGAUGGCGUUCCACGGGUGCCUCUCAGUACACGGGAGUUGUGGGAUCGCAUCUGAUCUCCCUGCGGCAGUGUCGGGAGGCAAUUUCGUUUCUGGUGCACACGCCAGAUGAACAUGACAAUGCAGAGGCAGAACUGCGGGAUUACUUGAACAUGGACACCUCUUUAGAGAAGCUGUAUGCUGACUUCAAUUUGGCGGAUGUUAGGUUUGCAGCUGUGUCUCCCUAUCUCACAGGAGCCAGAUUGCUGAGGCAGAAUCCAGUGGAGUGCUUGUUUCAGUUUAUAUGCUCCUCCAAUAAUCAUAUCUCGCGCAUCUCUGGCAUGGUGGAGUUUCUUGCGAGUAAGGGUUGUCAUCUGGGUACCGUCGAGGGCCUCGAUUUUCAUGCAUUUCCAUCACUGGAGCAACUGGCCUCUUUGACAGAAGCUCAACUUCGAGAUGCUGGUUUUGGAUAUAGGGCAAAAUAUGUCGUUGGCGCAACAGAAGCUCUACUCAGCAAGGAAGGAGGAGGAGAAGAGUGGCUUCUUUCACUACGACAGCUUCCUUUGGAAGAAGUCGUGAAGUCGUUGUGUACUCUUCCUGGAGUAGGGCCGAAGGUAGCAGCAUGCAUCGCGUUGUUCUCAAUGGAUCAGCACCAUGCCAUCCCCGUCGAUACUCAUGUCUGGCAGAUUGCGGUGCGUUAUCUUUUACCAGAACUUGCGGAUCGGAGUUUGACCCUCAAAGCUCAUCAAGAGGUUCAAGAUGCAUUUGUGAAACGAUUCGGAACGUAUGCUGGUUGGGCGCACACUGUUCUUUUCAUUUCAGAGCUCUCUUCCCAGCAGAAUCUUUUGCCACAGCAUUUGCGUUCUCCUAAAAAACAAAACGUAAAAUCUAAGAGAAAGGUGAAGGCUUUAUUGCUGGAGGCUGAAAGCGGGGAUGAGCAGAAAGUGAAAUCGAAGAGGAAGGUGAAGGCCUUGUUCACAGAGAGAGUUGCUGUUGAGUGACGUGGGACGAGGUAACAUUGAAUGACCGUGCUAUGCAACCUAGCUUCUCCAAGGUUAACUGCAAGAUAUUCAAAUUUAGAUAAGUGCAUGGAGAUAUCACAUGAGAUGAUUUCAAAGCUUGAUCUCCAUAAGAGGAAGCACCGUCUCGUCAGAAGUACGUCAGCUCGAGAUUCAACAAUGACAUCGUCAUCUUUCGUCGUCAUCGGGUACUUGGUGAAUGAUGGACAACGGGAAUUUGGAAUUGCUAAUGUCGAUCAGUUGACUUCGUAUACAAAAGUUAGACAAGUGUGCCACACCUCAAAGCAUUGAUAUUUUACUUGUGUAUGUGUGUCAAUCCAUAUAUCUGUUUUUUCAAAGAUAUAACCUGAUCAACACGAUCUGUACUAGUUUGAGUGAGAGUACAGAAACUAUUGUAUCAGGUAUUAACAGGUAGAAACAACAAGUAUAGAAGACAGUCAUAGAAAGAGAGCUCUUCCAAACGUGGCAAGUGUUCUUUUAUUUGUUAACAAGAAUGCCAUUUCACUACAACAAGAAAUGCAUACGUAGAGGACAGUGAGAAGGUAUAGAAGAAAGAGGAAUAGAAGAAUUCCAGAAAGAUGACUUCUUUAUAUGAUGUUCUAUCUGUUAGUACAUGAUACAAUAGUGUCUGUAUACUAGCUCGACCCUAUAAUUAAACAGUGUAACGAACGGUGUUGAUAGAACUACACAAGACUCCUCGUGAUUACGCAUAUGCCAUCAUGGAGGGCAGAGAGUCACCAAAAAUUUUGGUUAUGAAUAUUUCGUAUUGAAAUCGAGAAUGAAUCGAAUUUCGUUUAAACAUAUUCCAUCUUUCUUAUAUUCUUCUAUUG